CCCAGCAACCCGCCCCUCGGGUGUCACGUGACAGGGCGCCAGCCGGGCUGAGCCCCUGAUUGGCCAGACUUCAGGGCGCCUUGCGAUUGGCCUGGGGCGGCGGGCCCCCGCCUCCCUCCUCCUCCUCGCCGCGGCCCACGUGAGGGGGGCGAGUCACGCGAUUUCCGGGAACCCGUCAGGAAGGACAUAAACAAAACAAACCGAGGCAGCAUGGAGAGGGGCCGCGGCCGCUGCAACGCGGCCGGACCUAGUGCCUGAACCGCUUUCAGCCUCAGAACCGCACAUUUAUUUUUUUAAAAAAGUGGUGACCCAAGCAGUUGAACUGAAGGUAUUCUGGGGAAAUCUGCUGUUUAUUGUGAAAAUCAUCUUUGAUCUUGGAAUUAAAAGUAAAGCUGGAAAGGAAUUUACAAACAAGAAAAAGAAGAAGUUUGGAAUUGGACUCACAGAAUCUGGGCUUGGAAAUGCCUCAGCCCAGCGUAAGCGGAAUGGAUCCGCCUUUUGGGGAUGCCUUUCGAAGCCACACCUUUUCAGAACAGACUCUGAUGAGCACAGAUCUCUUAGCCAACAGUUCUGAUCCAGAUUUCAUGUAUGAGCUGGAUAGAGAGAUGAAUUAUCAACAGAAUCCUAGAGACAACUUCCUUUCUUUGGAAGACUGCAAAGACAUUGAAAAUCUGGAGACUUUCACAGAUGUCCUGGACAAUGAGGAUGCUUUGACUUCAAACUGGGAACAGUGGGAUACAUACUGUGAAGACUUAACUAAGUAUACCAAACUAACCAGCUGUGACAUCUGGGGGACAAAAGAAGUGGAUUACCUGGGUCUUGAUGACUUUUCUAGCCCUUACCAAGAUGAAGAGGUCAUCAGUAAAACUCCAACCUUGGCCCAGCUCAAUAGUGAGGACUCUCAGUCUGUUUCUGAUUCCCUUUAUUAUCCUGAUUCACUCUUCAGUGUCAAACAAAACCCCUUGCCCCCCUCUUCUUUUCCUAGUAAAAAGAUCACAAGUAGAGCAGCUGCCCCUGUGUGCUCUUCAAAGAUACUUCAGGCUGAGGUCCCAUCGUCAGACUGUGUCCAAAAAGCAAGCAAACCUACUUCAAGCACACAGAUCAUGGUGAAGACCAACAUGUAUCAUAAUGAAAAAGUGAAUUUUCAUGUCGAAUGUAAAGACUAUGUAAAAAAAGCAAAAGUCAAGAUCAACCCUGUGCAACAGGGCCGGCCCUUGCUGAGCCAGGUGCACAUAGAUGCGGCAAAGGAGAACACCUGCUACUGUGGCGCUGUGGUAAAGAGGCAGGAGAAGAGGGGGGUGGAGCCUCACCAGGGUCAUGGCACUCCUGCUUUGCCUUUCAGAGAAACCCAGGAACUAUUACUUAGUCCUCUGCCCCAGCAUGGUCCUGGGUUGGUUGCCACAGCAGAGAGUGGCAGCCUUUCUGCCAGCACUUCUGUUUCAGAUUCGUCCCAGAAAAAAGAAGAGCACAAUUAUUCUCUUUUUGUCUCUGACAACAUGAGAGAACAGCCAACCAAAUACAGUCCUGAAGAUGAUGAGGAUGAUGAAGAUGAUAUUGAUGAUGAGGACCAUGAUGAAGGGUUUGGCAGUGAGCAUGAGCUUUCUGAAAAUGAAGAGGAGGAAGAAGAGGAAGAGGAUUAUGAGGAUGACAGAGAUGAUGAUAUCAGCGACACAUUCUCUGAACCAGGCUAUGAAAACGACUCUGUAGAGGACUUGAAGGAGAUGACUUCCAUAUCUUCUCGGAAGAGAGGGAAAAGAAGGUACUUCUGGGAGUAUAGUGAGCAGUUGACGCCAUCACAGCAAGAGAGGAUUCUGAGGCCAUCUGAGUGGAAUCGAGACACCUUGCCAAGUAAUAUGUACCAGAAAAAUGGCUUACAUCAUGGGAAAUACGCAGUUAAGAAGUCACGGAGAACUGAUGUGGAAGACCUGACUCCAAAUCCUAAAAAACUACUCCAGAUUGGUAAUGAACUACGGAAACUGAAUAAGGUGAUCAGUGACCUGACUCCAGUUAGUGAGCUUCCCUUAACAGCGAGGCCAAGGUCAAGGAAAGAAAAAAAUAAGCUGGCUUCCAGAGCUUGUAGGCUGAAGAAGAAAGCCCAGUAUGAAGCCAAUAAAGUGAAGCUCUGGGGCCUCAACACUGAAUAUGACAAUUUAUUAUUUGUAAUCAACUCCAUCAAGCAAGACAUUGUAAACCGAGUUCAGAAUCCAAGAGAGGAGAGAGGACCCAGCAUGGGGCAGAAGCUUGAAAUCCUCAUUAAAGACACACUCGUAUUCUUGUGUCAUGUUGUGGGGUAUGAGUGUAUAUGUCCCUGUGUAUGUGCCCUGGGCAUGGAAGUCACAUACACUUGGCAAGAAUACUACCACUGGAUGUAAUGUAUGAGAAGAGAAGGAGGAGGAGGAGCAGGAGGAAGGAGGAGGAGGAAGAACAUGAGGAAGAAGGAAGAGGAGGAAGAAGAAGGAUAAGGAGUGUGAAGGAGGAGAAGAAAAGAAGGAGGAGGAAGAAAGAAGAAGGAGGAAGAAGAAGAAGAGGAGGAGGAGGAGGAGGAGGAGGAGGAGGAGGAGGAGGAGGAGGAACAAGAACAGAGAAUGUUACCAUUGAGUCAUAGCCUCACCUCCUCUUGUUUCCAUUUAUUUAUUUUUUAAUUAAAGGAAUUUUCCUUUUAUUUUCUGUGUUCUAUGUUUACCAGGUUAGAGGACAACUUGGAGGAGUGGUUGUUUCCCACCAUGUGGGUCCUGGGGAUCAGACUCAGGUUGUCAGGCUUUGCAGCAACCUUUACCCCCUGAACCAUAUUUCCAGUUCCCUUCCAUUUUUGAGGGUCUUUCUAUAUAGUUCAGGCUGACUUCAAACUUAACCAAUCCUGGUCUUAGCUUACUUUCUUCAUUUAUUUAUUUUUAUAGUUACACAUUUUCAUGUGUAGGAGUGUGUCCCAUGUCAUAACAUGAGUGUGGAGGUCAGAGGACAACUUGCACCAUCUAUGCAAGUUCCAUAGAUAGAACUCUGGUUAUCAGGCUUGGUGGCAAAUGCCUUUAUACACUGAGCUGUCUUACCUGUCUUCUUUCAUUUAUGGACAUUUUCUUUAAUAUAGUUUAGUUUAUUUUGAAAUAAUAAUGGGUUAGGGCAUUCAUGAUCCAGUCUUUAUUCAUCCUUCCAUUGCUCGUAGAUAAGAUUUUAUUCUCUUUUUUCUUUAAACAACUUUUACAUGGUAUUUUAGGGGUGAAUAUUGGAGUUCUGAGGGCACCUGCUGAUGUUGCUAGAUUCUUAGGUCCCCUGAACAGAAAUUUGAUCAGAAGAAAAGCUUUUGAAGGAGAAAGGCACUUGUAAGGAUAGACAUGGCUUGUUGUGAGUCAUUUAUGUAGUGCCCACUGUGUGCCACAUUUAUAUGCAGUGAGGUUUUCUCUCACAUGCUUGUCCCACACAUGGAGCCUUUGGGAGAAUGGUGAUGGGGGUGUUGUUCCAAUCUUCUUUUAUGUCAGUUUUUCUUUCCUAUGGUAAUCUUUUUUUAAAAGGUUUAUCUUUAUGUGUAUGAGUGUUUUACUUGCAUAUACGUAUGCAUGCCACAUAGGUACCUGGUGCCAUUAGGGGUCAGAAGGCCUUGGGGCUCCUGGAACUGGGGUAGUUGUCAACUGCCUUGUGGUGCUUGUGGAAGGUCUAAGUCUGGGUCGUCUAAAAAGAGAUCAGACAAUGUUAACUUCUGAGCUCUCUCCAGCUGCUCAUAUGCUAAUGUUGGUGCCUGCUGUCCUGACAGUGUUCUGGUGGCUCCAUUUUUUUUCUUGUAAUUUUUUAUUUAAAAAAUUAAUUAGCAAAAAUAAUAUAUUAGGUUUUGUUAGGACAUUUUCAAACAAAUUUAUUCUUGUUCAUUCUCCUCCUCUGUUCUUUUCCAUCCCCUUCUAUCCACUGCUUAUGGUCACUUUUUCAUUUCCUGGUGUCCUCCCCGACUCUUAACCCUUCUUUAGUUUCAUAUCCCCACACUCCCCACUCACAUUCAUACUUAUAGACAUAACUUAGGAUUGACAUGAGGCCAUGAGAUGUCCUUCUGAGUCACUUUGUUAACAAAAUGCUUAGUAAAUUCAUUCAUUUUCCUGAGGCUGUCAUGAUUGCAGCUUUCUUUACAAGUGGAAUUUACAAAAUUUCAUUGUGUACUUAGAACCCUUUUCAUUAUCCAUUUGCCUUGGCUCAGAUUAGCUUUUCUAGCCUCAAGAAGUCCUCUCUUUUCCGUUAAUAACAGCUUAUUUCUACAGUUUUUCGUUCUGCUUUAUCUGGUCCAUCUCGUUUUUUUAUACAUCUACCUUUCUUGUCAGUUUCAUUUCCAGUCCUACUAUAAGAACUGUGGAACUUCCAGCUCUUCUCUCUUCUCCUGGCAGAGUUCUGACCAGACAAGGUUUUUAAAUUUCUUUGCAUCUUUCUGAAGUUUCUCUCACUAGCCUUACACUUACUCCUCCCUGAUUGAACAAAAUCCCUAUGGUUUCAUACACAGACCUUGUUGACUUCAGUUUCUAGGGAAUUCCCUGUUUAACUGCUUUAGACAUUUUGUUGUCAAGUCAGUUGUUUUCUUCUGUAUAGGCUGUUAGUGUUGACAUCAUGUGGGUCUUGCAGAUAAGGGUACCUCGUUCACAGCUUGAAAGUUAGGGAUGCAGGAGAGUCCAGAUCUCAUGGAGAUUCCUUUUCACUUGUUGAUUUCUCCCAGGUGUGAUGCUGGAUGUCCAUAAUUCUAGCACUUGGGAGGCUAAGUCGGGAAAAGCCCAAUUUUGAGUGAACUAAAGGGAGAUCUCUUCUCAAAGAGAGAAAAGAAAGAGUUGAUGGAGGUGUGUUCCAGGGGCGGGGGAGGGGGCCAGGGCUUCCAACUCCUGAGCCAAAGUGGUCCUUGUUACUUCGCCUUCUGGGCCGCUGGGACUAUAGACUCAAACACCACUGAGCUCAGCUUUCCAGGGAUAGAAUUUUUGUGGAGUUUGUUUUAUUUUGUUGCUUUGGGGACAGGAUCUUGCUAUGUACCCAUGGAAGGCAUGGAUUUUAGGUGACAUCUUGUUUGUCUACUUGUUGUUUUAGGUGGAGAAACAAAAUCCAUCUCUGUCACCACAGAUUUGAUGACAUAUUCCCAGACAUCACAAUUACUUGAAUUCAUGUCAUGACCAUCCUGGCCAAUACAAAGAAACACUCAUCCUAAACACUUUAAAUUAAUGAAAGAAUGCCUGACUAAUAUCAUCCCCCCAGUCUCUGUCAGGUUAAAAACAUUGGGGUUUCUUUGUAUUACUGGUUUGCUAGAACAUUUGGAGCAACUGUUUAGCUAAUGCGUGUGAGAAAUUUUCUUCUGGAAAUCUUGUCUCUUUUAUGGAAAGCUGUACAUUGCAAAUUUGUUGAGUCUGCUGAAUAUUUAAAUAGUUCUAGAAAAUCCUACUUCUUCCAGAUCCUUAAAUUUACUAAAAUUGUGAAAAAGUAGUAUUUGUUUAGUUUUCUCUCUGCCCAUGGUAGCUGUAUUUGAGAGGGGUGGAUGGGGAGGGAGAGAGAGAGAGAGAGAGGUGUAUGAGUGUGUGUGUGUUUUGUGCUUUGCUGUUCUUUAUUUCUUGGAUCAAUUACUUAUAGAUAGUGGUGUGCAUUUUUCUUGGAGAGACAUGAACUAACAUGUCUGAGGCUAGAUGAACACCAAUAACAGAACAAAGCAAUGAUCUCUCACAAGUCCACCUUGGGUAAACCAGUACACAUGAUUGGCUUAGAGACCAUGAAUAAGGAGUUGCUUGCAGGAACAUCUGUUAGCUCUAGACAGCUGUUAUCAUCACAGAGUCCCAGACUAUCAAUAGUGUUGACCUCCUGGCACCUGCAUCAUAGGGUCAGAGGUAGAGGCAAGAUGAUGGUUCAAGGUCAUCCUGAGCUACAUCAAGAGUUCUAGGCAACCUAUGCUACACAAGACCCUUUCUGGAAAAAAAAAAAAGGUAAAAUAAAAUUCCCCAAAAGAUAGAACAUUAUUUUUUAUCUUUUAGUCAUGUUAUUUGUUGAGGUUUUUUUUUUAACUACCAAAUAUAUAAUUGCAAUUUUAGGUAUUUUGUGGGCAUCUGAAAAGAUGCUGUCACAGUUCCCAUGUAUGUUUUGUUGACUGUGAAAUUCUUAAGUCACCUUUUUCUUUUAUGCUGUCUUCCUCUUUGCCUAUAGGUCCAUAUGUUCUUUUUUUUUUUUCUUUUUCUUUUUUCUUUUUUUCGGAGCUGGGGACCGAACCCAGGGCCUUGCGCUUGCUAGGCAUGCACUCUACCACUGAGCUAAAUCCCUAACCCCGGUCCAUAUGUUCUUAACAGAACUGAGAAAGCCUCUAACAAAUAUGUUUUGAGUUUUACCUCCUAUUUUGUUUUGAAAUGCUUAAUGUUUGAAUAGGAGUUAGUACUACUAGAUCUUCAUUAUGUAUUAAGAUUUGAAUCCUACAGUGGAAGAGGAGAAGGAAAUGGAGCACAGUAUAUGUCUGUAUUUCAUUGCCCUCAUUUCACCAAUGGCUGAUACUUCUUUCUGUUCAUGUGUACAUGUGUAUUUGUGGGGAAUAUUUGGAGCUAACUUGUAAUAUUGUGAUUCUUAAUUUCCUCUUUCAGCAUGUAUCUCUUAAAACAACAACAAAAAACAUGGUUUUGUUUUUAAAACUGAGUCACUCUUAUGUAGCCUGGCUGUCCUGGAACUCGCUAUGUAGAUCAGGCUGGCCUCAAACUCACAGGUGCUGGAAUUAAUUGUGGGCACCACUUCAUCCAGCAAGUGUGUUGUCUUAGCCACAGUACCAGAUUUAUAUCUACUCCUAUGAGUACUGAAGUGAUCUCCAAUAUCAAGCCCGAGCUUCUGCCUGCUCAGCGCUCUCUCGCUCUCUCGCUCUCUCUCUCUCUCUCUCCCUCCCUCCCUCCCUCCCUCCCUCCCUCCCUCCACUCCCUCCUUCUUGUGUUAUUGUGUGUGUCUAUUCUAUUUGAGAAUGAUUCAUUGUAUUUAAUUACAUCUCUUUUGCCCCUGUUAUUUCUCAGUCCCCUCCCCUGUUUUUUAAACGAAAAUUCUAAGUAAUUGAUCCUCUGAGUGCCCCGACAUUUGGAUUUACCUGUUUCUUCAUGUAAAGUGGGGUGAUUUUUCUGUCUGUAUGUGUGCAGGUACACACAUACGCACGGUGUACAUGCAUAUAUUGUGGGGGCCUGUGUGGAGGUCAGAGGUCAGCCUUAGAAUUCUUUCCUCAGAAGUCAUCCACCAAGAUUUUAGGCUGAGCUGGAUGGCCGACAAGCCCCAGGGAUCCUCCUGUUUCCAACUCUGCUGCUCUGGGAUAUACAAACACAUACACCAAACCCAGCUUUUUACGUGCUGUCGUCUAGCUCAGGUUCUUCUGCUUGGGGAGCAAGGGAGUCACUGAUUGGGCCUAAGAUAGAGUUAAGUUUAUGGGCAAGAAUAGAUCUCUCAUGUUCAAUUAACCAAGAGUGUAGUGUAAGUUCGUUGUAUUAGUGGUCAUCCUGAGCUUGACUGAAUAGUUAAGGUAGCAUUGAUAUCUUUAUGAUUUGUUCUAUGUCUUUUAGUCAGUGACUAAUGUUUUCUGUUUCCACUCUUUUUUCUUUUUCUUAUGUGUCACUAUUUCCCCAUUUCACCCUCAGACAAGCUCAGCCUAGCUUUGAACUCACCAUCUUCCUUAACCACUUGAGUGCUGAGAUUACUUGUGCUAUCCUGCCUAGUUUUAUUUUCUUUAAUACUUAAAAAAAAUCUUAUACCUCUAACAUUCCUAUACCUGUGCUAUUUAAGGACUUACAUUAAAUAUUUUCCUGGCCUUCCAAAAUGAAGAUGAGGAAGUCAGCAUAUUGUGCUGUUCCUAUUUUCUCUUCUUUGUCUAGUCUACCUUUUCUUACUCAUUUUUAUUUAAAAUAAAGAGAACUUACAUUGUAUAUAGUAAUUUUAAAAAUUGUCAGGUGUAUCUUUUGUGCUUAUAGUUGUAGUUGUGUGUGUGUAUAUAAUACAGAACACAGUGAAGUCCAGACAGUUGAAGGAAACAGGUAGCAAACUCAUGGGCUUAAGAAACAACCUCCUGGGGCUGGGGAUUUAGCUCAGUGGUAGAGCGCUUACCUAGGAAGCGCAGCAACCGCAAGGCCCUGGGUUUGGUCCCCAGCUCCGAAAAAAAGAAAAAAAGAAAAAAAAAAAGAAAAGAAAAGAAACAACCUUCCAGUGGGCUCAGGUUGGCUUUGUGGAUGGCUACUUGUCAUUUACCACAUUAAAGUGCUUCAUGACUCUUGGCGUGGGUCUCCUUGGGAGAAAAGUCUGCCAUAGGAUGGUUUUCUGGGCUGCAGUAGCAAGUAGUGGAGCCUUUGUUUGGGGGCCAGUGUCGGGUUUCAGACUUCUUCCCUUUCCUUUAUGCCUUCUCCAUAUUUGUGUCUUAAAGUGUGCCUUUUAUUCU
Rattus norvegicus (Norway rat) is the source of this 8380-nucleotide messenger RNA. It is a transcript of the gene Crebrf, whose product is annotated as CREB3 regulatory factor. Gene Ontology annotation, cellular component: nucleoplasm; nuclear body. Gene Ontology annotation, molecular function: DNA-binding transcription activator activity, RNA polymerase II-specific; DNA-binding transcription factor activity; RNA polymerase II transcription regulatory region sequence-specific DNA binding. Gene Ontology annotation, biological process: positive regulation of transcription by RNA polymerase II; response to unfolded protein; regulation of DNA-templated transcription. The record is from RefSeq and is a predicted model, not a curated record. Lineage: Eukaryota; Metazoa; Chordata; Mammalia; Rodentia; Muridae.